Molecule: messenger RNA, 3834 nt
Organism: Cylindrotheca closterium
Lineage: Eukaryota; Bacillariophyta; Bacillariophyceae; Bacillariales; Bacillariaceae
Source: the annotation of a GenBank genome assembly
AUGUUGACCAAGUUCGAAUCGAAAUCAGCCCGGGUCAAGGGCUUGGCGUUUCACCCUGCUCGACCCUGGGUGUGCGCAUCCUUGCACAAUGGAGUAAUUCAACUAUGGGAUUACCGUGUUGGCACCGUAAUUGACCGAUUCGAAGAGCACGAUGGACCAGUCCGUGGCGUUGAUUUCCAUGUUUCAGAGCCCUUGAUUGUGUCUGGAGGUGACGAUUACAAGAUCAAAGUUUGGGAUUACAAAUUGAAAAGAUGUCUCUUUACACUUCUGGGACAUUUGGAUUAUAUUAGAACAGUACAAUUCCACCCAAAUCCUUCCCAAUUUCCCUGGAUUUUGAGUGCUAGUGAUGACCAAACACUUCGACUUUGGGAUUUCCACAAGAGAAGUUGCUUGAGCGUUUUGACCGGUCACAACCACUAUGUGAUGUGCGCUUCAUUUCAUCCCUCUGAAGACCUUAUUGUUAGUGCCUCUCUUGAUCAAACAGUUCGCGUUUGGGAUACAACAGGGCUUCGAAAGAAGCAAAUGGGAGAAACAAUGAUGGAUCCAAUGGCUGCACGUGCGGCUACCAGUUCUGCUGCCAUGAACGUCCAAGCAGAGCUUUUCGGAACCAAUGAUGUCGUGGUGAAAUACGUUUUGGAGGGUCACGAUCGUGGAGUCAACUGGGCUUGCUUCCACCCAACCCUUCCUCUCCUUGCCAGUGCGGCCGAUGAUCGUCAAGUCAAGCUUUGGAGAAUGAGCGAAACAAAGGCUUGGGAGGUAGACACGCUCCGAGGACACGCCAACAAUGUCAGUAGUUGUUUGUUCCACCCCAAGCACGACUUAGUCAUCAGUAAUAGUGAAGAUCGCAGCAUUCGUGUCUGGGAUGUUUCCAAGCGUGUUGGAGUUCAAACAUUUAGAAGAGAAGGCGACCGCUUUUGGAUCCUUGCUGCCCACCGAUCACAAAACUUGUUGGCUGCUGGACACGACAGCGGUAUGAUCGUCUUCAAGCUUGAACGUGAACGUCCUGCUUCUGCUCAUGGACCAAGUAACCAACUAUAUUAUGUCCGUGGCAGAGAACUAUUCAUGCACGACUAUGGACGCGCUCAAGGAGGAGUCGAUGUUCCAAUUGCAAGUCUCCGACGAGUCGGACAACAGGCACAAACUGAUGGUAUUGGGUCCGCUCCACGACACUUGGCAUACAACCAGUACAAUCCUGCUGAAGGAAAUAUCUUGGUUUGCAGCGACAUCGAUGGUGGUAGCUAUGAAUUGAUCACCUUCUCUUUAAACAAUGCUGGAAACAGCGUCACCGAUGGAAAGCGCGGAUCGUGCAUGGGACCUGCCGUCUUCUUGGGACGAAAUAGAUUUGCUGCCUUGGAUCGUCACCAACGACAGAUCAUUGUGAAAAACUUGCAAAACGAGACCACCAAGCGCGUCCAACCUCCAGUCGCGAAUGUUGAAGGUUUGUUCGAUGGAGGUACCAGUGGUCGUCUCCUAUUGAAGGCCGAGGACCGAGCGAUCCUCUUUGAAGUACAAUCUCGUCGUGUUUUGGGAGAAAUUACUGCACCAAAGAUCAAGACUGUCGUUUGGUCCCCUGAUGGUUCCAAGGUUGCCAUUGUUUGCAAGUAUGGUGUUGUCAUUGCCGAUCGUCAGUUGGAGCAACUCUGCAGCAUCUCUGACAAUGUCAGAAUCAAGUCUGGAGCUUGGGAUGUCAGUCCUACCGGAGGAACCGCUUCUCAACUCUUCUUGUACACCACUUUGAACCAUGUGAAGUACUGUUUACCUUCUGGAGAUACUGGAACUAUCCGCACACUGGACACGCCUCUCUAUGCCAUGCGCGCGGUAAAGGAUCAACUAUUCUGCUUGGAUCGCGAAGCACGAGCUCGGGUUCUUUCAAUUGAUACCACCGAAGCUCGCUUCAAGCUCGCUUUGGCGAACAAGAAGUACGGCCAAGUUAUGCACAUGGUCAAAAAUAGCCGUUUGUGUGGCCGUGCCAUCGUUGCAUACUUGCAAUCCAAGGGAUUCCCGGAGGUUGCGCUCCACUUUGUGCAGGAGCCAAAGACUAGAUUCCGUUUGGCACUUGCAUGCGGUGACAUUGAAGCUGCCAUGGAAGCUGCUUUUGCAUUGGAACAGCAAUCCGAAUCUGGUCGUGAAAUCUGGGGACAACUUGGAAGUGAAGCUCUUCGACAAGGAAACCACCAAGUGGUCGAGAUGUCUUAUCAACGAACAAAGGACUUCGACCGUCUCUCCUUCUUGUACUGUAUCACUGGAGACACGGAUAAGCUUCGCAAGAUGUUGAAGAUUUCGCAAAUGCGUGGCGAUAUCAUGGGACGCUACCACAAUGCUUUGCUUCUCGGAGAUGCUGCGGAACGUGUUUCUGUUCUAGAAGCAAGUGGCAAUCUGCCCCUCGCCUAUAUGUGCGCUCGCCUCCAUGGUCUUACUGAGGAAGCUGAACGCGUCAAGGUUGCCAUCGAAACCAACGAGGGAGAUAUGGAGAGUCUGAUCGCCAAAGUUGAAGCCUGCGAAGCCGCUAACGACAAGUCCGCCGCCAAGCUUCUUCAACCCCCAACACCCAUCUUCCGUGCCGAAAACUGGCCAACUCUUGAAAUUCCAAAGUCUGCCCUUGCCGAUUUGACAGCAGCCGUUCCAGAAGACCCAGAGGAGGACCGUACCGAUACUCUUCAUGUCGCACCUGCCGCAUCCUCUGCAGAGUGGGACGACGACAUGGACGCUGGAUUCGGAGAUGAUGCUGGCCCAAGUGCCAACCUUGCCGCCGACGAUGAUGACUUUGACUUUGGAGGUGGUGAUGACUGGGGUGAUGAGGAUUUGGGUGAUCUUGGUGAUGACUUUGGUGAUGCCGAGGUGGAGACUGAAGAUGAAAUGGGAGCUAUCUCCGAUGACACAGGAUUCCAAAUGCCUGCAUCUGGACGUCUUCCAGCCAGUUGCUGGGUUUCCAAUAGCUCGCAUGCUUCGGAUCAUGUAGCUGCUGGAGGAAUGGCAUCUGCCUUGCAAUUGUUGAACCGUCAAAUUGCAGCUUCUGACUUCUCUGUGCUCAAGGAUUCGUUGAUGGGAUGCUACCUCGGUUCCAUGAUCAGUGUUCCAGGUAUUCCAGGAAGUGGAAACAUGGCAAUGCCACUGUUGCGAAAUGACUCUGCUGGACACCCUGGUCCAGAAUCGCUGCCACGAACCUACCUCACAGCAAAGGACUUGGUAACAGCCAUUCGCAAUGGAUACAAAUUCUUUCAGGGAGGAAAGUUCAACGAUUCCCGAGCAACCUUCCUCGAUGUCUUGCACAAGAUCCCAGUUGUUGUUGCUACUACUCCUCAAGAGCAAAAUGAAGUCAAGGAAAUGGUAACCAUCGCCCGAGAGUACAUAACUGCUAUCCGUAUCAAGGGAGCCAUGUCAGAAGCUGGAUCAGACCCUGUUCGUUCGACUGAACUUGCUGCCUACUUUACGCACUGCAAUCUGCAGCCAAUACACUUGUUGUUGACUUUGAGAACAGCCAUGGGUGCAGCAUUCAAACACAAGAACUACAUCACCGCCGCUAGCUUUGCCAGAAGGUUGCUGGAGCUUCCUGACAUUAGCAACCAACGAAAUGCUGAACUCAAGUCCAAGGCAAUGAAGGUUCGCCAAAAGAGUGAACAAAUGGCCCGGAAUGAACAUCAAUUGAACUACGACGAUACCAAGAGCUUCGUAAUUGACUGCCAUGCAUUCGCCCCAAUAUACCAAAAUCAGCCAUCUUCUCUAUGCCCAUACUGUGGUUCUCACUAUGCGGAGAACACCAUGACCAACAGUAUCUGCGACAACUGUGGUUUGUGUAUAGUCGGUGUCAAUACCCUUGGUCUAGUCACUGGUUAA